This is a messenger RNA of Capsaspora owczarzaki ATCC 30864, 811 nucleotides long. RefSeq lists its product as hypothetical. Bases 72 to 701 code for a protein of 209 amino acids. NCBI's taxonomy places the organism in Eukaryota, Filasterea, Ministeriida, Capsasporidae. The record is from RefSeq and is a predicted model, not a curated record. Gene Ontology annotation, cellular component: Cul4-RING E3 ubiquitin ligase complex. The transcript is spliced from 4 exons. Gene Ontology annotation, biological process: positive regulation of proteasomal ubiquitin-dependent protein catabolic process.
CAUGUAUUCUGACGGCUCGAGCUUGGUUGAAUCACCAGUCUUUGCUUGAUAUUUUGAUGAUUUGAGCGACGAUGGCAAACUUCCUGUCAGGCUUGCCAUCGUUCGAUCAGAGUGCCUUCUCGGACUACAAUGCGCGCAACAAGGCGCACCAUGCGACGCGGCCUGCCGUCUACACUGCCACGAGCGACCGCUCCCUCCCACCAGGGGACCAAGUCAUCACGACAGACAAGACACAUAUACUGCUGCGAUACAUCAAACAGAAUGACACAAAGGUCUCUGCAAACGCCGGGCCAUCCCGAGAGCGAGCACGGCCAACACAACAGCCAUCGAAUGCAUCUGAAACACAGCCAGCGGCGAACGCUUCAGCUGCAAUGCAGACGAAUUCGCUGCCAAACUCGAGGCAUUCAAGCAACCCAGGCAGUCCCCAGCAGCCGGAGCCGUUCCAGCGUGCUUCCUUUUCAUCCAUGGCGGCUGGAUUCUCGUCUGGCAGCACUGCACCCAACCUGUUCAAUGCACGGUCGGGCGUGGCGGCCGCAGAACCCAUGGAUGCAACCAGCACCGCUCCUCUCGCGACUUCCGACAGCGAUAAGGCUCGCGUGCAACGACCUCCAAAGCGUCGUGCCAGCCUGCCCUUGAACACAGACCUUAAGCGAACCCGUGUCGAGACGGAUGAAGCCGACAGCAAUAGCUCGGAUGAUUAAAUCCGGGGUUUUUGUUUUUGCAUCUAUCUUUUUUUGUUGUUGUUGCUUUAAUUAUUGUGACAACCUUUUUUGUACAAUUCCGAAACCCAUCAUCAUUGAACAGAACUCAA